CCAUUCUCAUCUGGUUUCUCAGAGCCUCCACUCUGUUUUCUCUAAACACACACUCACUCCCUCACUCGCACAAAAACAAAGGGGUAUGAAAUGGUCCGGGAUAUUCAGCUGUGCAGAUCUCAUGUAGAGGGAUCAAGGCGAAAUUGUCAAGACAUGGACUUUAGCCAAAAGAAGCACUAAAAAAAACGCUCAGACUGGACGUUCAAUAACUCCAGCUGACCUUGGACAACUCAAAGGAGGGAAGUCAAAUUGUGUGACGUAAGGAUACACCCAGCACCAUAAUGGAAGUCCCAGAUGACCUCUCUAUUUUCAACUCCACCUCCUUCCCUUAUUUUACGACAGAGACCCAUCUGAACACCUCUCUGGCCUCCGCUGAUCCCUGCAGGGACUGGACCCCCGUGCCCAUGACCACAGUCAUCCCCACCAUAUACAGCAUCAUCUGUGUGCUGGGAACUGUGGCCAACGCCCUGGCUGUAUCCGUGCUGGCCCAUGCCAGUGCCUCAAGGAGGACUGUAGCCAACACGUUCAUGCUGAACCUGUGUGUGUCUGACCUGCUAUUCCUGCUGUCUCUCCCACUUUGGGCCGUCUACUACUCCCGCGGUUACGACUGGCCCUUUGGCCAAGUGGCCUGCAAAAUGUGUGGGCUGCUCCACAACCUCAACCUCUACGCGUCCAUCUUCUUCAUCACAUCCAUGAGCAUAGACCGCUACCUGGCUAUCGUGCACCCGUUCCGCUCCCAGAGUGCACGGGACCCUAAACGUGCCCGGCUCACGUGCAUCCUGGUGUGGGUUCUGGCCUGUGCUUGCUCCGUCCCCACACUGGCUCUGAGGGACACGCACUACCUUGAAGCGUUCGCUGUGGAGGCCUGUGUGAUUUUAUAUCCCACUCACAAGUGGUAUCUCACCCUGGUCUGGAUGAAGAUCAUUCUGGCCUUUCUCCUUCCACUGCUUGUCAUCUCCUGUUGCUACUGUGCCAUCGGUAGAAAUUUGCUGGGCGAUACGGUACUGAUGAGAGUGCACAGUGUGUCACACCCUCCCAACAUGUCGUCUUUCAAAUCAACACUGCAGCCCCAGGAGAGCUGCAGUAAACCAGAGAGACCCCCGACCCCGCAUGUUAGCCAAAGCUUCAGUGGAGGUAGACCUUUGGAGGGCAGGGGGUUGGAGCGUGUUUUAAGGACAGUAGCUGCUGUUGUCUUGGCCUUUUUCCUCUGCUGGUUCCCCUUUCACUGUGUGACCUUCAUAGAUUUGCUGAAAAGCAAGGGCUUGUUGGACAGCUGCUGGGUAAAUUGGACCAUCCACAACCUCACCCCUCUCACCCUCUGUCUGGGCUUCUCCAACUCUGCCAUCAACCCUGUGGUCUAUUGCUUUAUUGGGAACCAUUUCCGGGGCCGCCUUGGGGGCCUCUGCAAAGACCUGUGCGCUUGUUUGAAGGCCCGUGGGGAAGAUCACAGCCAGAAGAGAGGCUCCUUUAGCACCAGACUGAGCUCCUUCUCUCGAAAACUCAGUGACCUGAAAGACCUGGCAAUUGUGGAGCCCACCAGUCCUGCAUAGUCAGACCCCCCAGGGGCAAGACUUACACUGGCUUCACACCCCGAAGAACGAAUGUCAAAUGACUGCUGAAGUCCAAUAAGCAUGGGUGUUUGAGACAGAGCGAGUGCUGUUACUGACUGAGUGGAAUUCCAGCUGAGCUAAACUCUACCAUACAAAACUAGAAAACAUGUCAAGAACAAAGGUUCACCGUUUAAAGGCAGAUUACUUCACCAUGUUGGAGUUCUAAAUAUUGUGCCUUUUUGUCUACAAGGGAAGAGGUCACACGUGGUCGAUGAAAUGUACUGCACUCUUGAGUUUCAGCUCAGUGUUUAGCCGUCCAGCCAUCAGCUUUACAUUUCUGCAGCAGGCACACAAUUCUACUAAAAAGCUAUAGAUCCACUCUAUCAACACCAAACAGCAGUUAGUGAUAAUAGUGAGUGAACCUUGCAGCCAGAUAUAGUUCCCUCAGGAGUUGUUUGAGACCAAGGACAUAAAUAACUUAAUACCGCUACUACUACUUAUAGUUAAUGUUGUGAAAAACAUGCUUCAGAGGUGUUUCACCGUAACAACCUCUGUUCAGAGAUGAUGGUACGCACUAAUGUUUUUUUAGUAAUUGUUUCCACUGACCUCAACAGAUAAAAUAUAAAUGAAAUCAAACAAAAACAAAAGAGUGAUGUAGGUUUGAGGGUUACAAAAAAAGCACUCCAUCCUUGAUGGAAACUGACACCUAAGCUGAUGGUGGACUGAUUUAGCUGCUUUAAUGUAAGUAAAUGAUCAAACUCUAUUUCAAAUAUAGAAACAGUGUGGGAACGAGUGAGUAAAAGUUUGCAGUUCUAUCUAGCUUUCAUGCUUUUCAUCGAUUUGUAGAGUCUAGUCUUUGAAACCAAAGCUUAUGCGACAAACAAAUGUUAAACAUUCAGAUUCUGCUCUUACCUCAGUUUUGACUAAAUGUGUAUUUAGUGCUUUGCAGGAUGUGGGACAGACGAUGAAUUAGAUAAAGCUUUUCUCAGAUGUUUAUUAACCAAUCUUUAUGUCACUUAUAGGACCAACAUGUAAUCAUGUAACUUGUAUAACUUUCUGUAUUAUCCUCUAAAUAACGAAGAAGAAAUAAAAAUCAUGGCAUUCCUUUGACUCAAUUAAGAAAUAAAGCAAAUAAAUAUUUAUCUAAA
Molecule: messenger RNA, 2698 nt
Organism: Solea senegalensis (Senegalese sole)
Lineage: Eukaryota; Metazoa; Chordata; Actinopteri; Pleuronectiformes; Soleidae
Gene: agtr2
Product: angiotensin II receptor, type 2
Exons: 2
Coding region: 282-1550 (422 amino acids)
Biological process (GO): G protein-coupled receptor signaling pathway; immune response
Cellular component (GO): membrane
Molecular function (GO): G protein-coupled receptor activity
Source: RefSeq, a predicted model, not a curated record